Gadus chalcogrammus (walleye pollock) is the source of this 2871-nucleotide messenger RNA. It is a transcript of the gene pick1, whose product is annotated as protein interacting with prkca 1. The coding region runs from base 187 to 1443 and encodes 418 amino acids. NCBI's taxonomy places the organism in Eukaryota, Metazoa, Chordata, Actinopteri, Gadiformes, Gadidae. Gene Ontology annotation, biological process: regulation of Arp2/3 complex-mediated actin nucleation; intracellular protein transport; positive regulation of receptor internalization. Gene Ontology annotation, molecular function: protein domain specific binding; protein kinase C binding; phospholipid binding. Gene Ontology annotation, cellular component: postsynaptic early endosome; postsynaptic density; synaptic vesicle. The transcript is spliced from 13 exons. The record is from RefSeq and is a predicted model, not a curated record.
CGGACGUGACGUGCAAAGGUAAACAGAGAGAACCUGUGACGUCAAACGAUCCAGGAAAUCAAACAUUAGUAAACUAACGCUAUAUUUCGUUGCAUACUGAAGCUUCGAUGACUAUUUGGCCGGCGUGUCAAGAAUAACGGGAGCGAAGCCAGGUUGUAUUUCAAGGUUGGAUGAGGCAGUAGUGGAAUGUUCACUGACAUGGACUAUGACCUUGAAGAAGACAAGUUGGGCAUACCCACGGUCCCCGGAACGGUGACUCUGAAGAAGGACGGGCAGAACCUGAUUGGCAUCAGCAUCGGGGGCGGGGCCCAGCACUGUCCCUGCCUCUACAUCGUACAGGUGUUCGACAACACGCCCGCGGCCUUGGAGGGCACGCUGGCGGCGGGCGAUGAGAUCACCGGGGUCAACGGCAAAUUAGUGAAGGGGAAGACCAAGGUGGAGGUGGCCAAGAUGAUCCAGGCUGUACAGGAAGAAGCUGUGAUCCACUACAACAAGCUGCAGGCGGACCCCAAGCAGGGCAAGUCCCUGGACAUAGUGCUGAAGAAGGUGAAGCACCGCCUGGUGGAGAACAUGAGCUCCGGCACCGCCGACGCCCUGGGCCUCAGCCGGGCCAUCCUCUGCAACGACGGACUGGUCAAGAGGCUGGAGGAGUUGGAGAAAACGGCAGAGCUUUAUAAAGGCUUGAUGGAGCACACCAAGAGGCUUCUCAGGGCCUUCUUUGAGCUUUCUCAGACCCACAGAGCGUUCGGGGACGUGUUCUCCGUCAUCGGCGUGCGGGAGCCGCAGGCGGCGGCCAGCGAGGCCUUCGUGAAGUUCGCCGACGCCCACCGCAACAUCGAGAAGUUCGGAAUCCAGCUGCUGAAGACCAUCAAGCCGAUGCUCCAUGACCUGAACACGUACCUCCACAAAGCCAUCCCUGACACCAAGCUCACCAUCCGCAAGUACCUGGACGUCAAGUUUGAAUACCUGUCCUACUGCCUGAAGGUGAAGGAGAUGGACGAUGAGGAGUACACCAGCAUCGCCAUGGGAGAGCCCAUGUACCGGGUGUGUACUGGUAACUACGAGUACCGUCUGGUGCUGCGCUGUCGUCAGGAGGCCCGGGCGCGCUUCGCCAAGAUGAGGAAGGACGUGCUGGAGAAGAUCGAACUGCUGGACCAGAAACACGUCCAGGACAUCGUGUUCCAGCUGCAGCGCUUCGUGUCGGGCAUGUCGCGCUACUACGACGAGUGCUACGCCGUGCUGAAGGAGGCGGACGUCUUCCCCAUCGAGGUGGACCUCUCCCGCACCAUGAUCAACUACGGCGGCCAAUCACAGGCCUACGACGACCAGGAGGACGAGGAGGAGGAGGAGGAGGAGGAGGAGGCGAAGGACAAGGAGGAGGGCGGAGGAGGAGUGGGCAGACAGGCGGAGAACGGCGGCGAGAAGCUGAUUGACGACGAGUGAGGGUCACAGGGUCAUGUGAUCUGUCCCGCCUCUGGUGGUUCUUCUUCUUCUUACCCCCCCCCCCCCCCCACCACCUUGAGAUCUUCCUGCACUGCGAGUUACACUGGAAUAUUACACUGGAAUAAUCUCAGUUAUACCGGAAUAUUACAGUGAAAUGUCCUCAGUAACGCUGGAAUGUUCUGGAUUACACUGGAAUAUUACACUGGAAUAUUCAUAUAGUUACAUUUGAAUGUUCUGUUGCACUGGAAUGUUCUCAGUUACACUGGAAUCGUUUAGGUUACAAUGGAAUAUUACACUGGAAGGUUCACAGUUACAGAGUGAUCUAGUUUAUUAUUCAUUUGUUUAUUAUUCCCAUUUAAAAUUCAGAGGAAUAUUGAUGGUUACACUGGAUUCUAUUAAUGUAAUAUGAGCUACAUUAUGCAUGUUCGUCUGAACCAAAAAUUAAAGCCUUUGAUCCUUCCUGCUCCGAUAGACCUGUGCUACCGCUAGCCCUGUGCUACCGCUAGCCCCGUGCUAUUUCUGAUGAGUGCAGGAAGGGGGGGUAUAUCCCAGUGACUUUAGACUUAUCGUCUAUGGCGCGGUCAGCAGUACUGUCUGAAUGUUGUGUGCCUUCUCUUCUGACUGCCUGUGUAGGAUGUUGUAACAUGAAGGGGUAUAGAUCAUACAUUAGGGUUAACUGACCCUCCGCGCUAAAAGGCAAUAAGUGCUUUUAUAUUUCAGCCAAUGCUCAAGCCUUUAUGAAUGGCAAUGGGAAUUAUUAUAAGUUCUAUACAAACUGAUAACUGAGUAAAAUUACUAAACAUAUCUAGUAUAAAUAAAUAAAUAAAUAAAUAAUGGAUAGUAGGAUAUAAAGACAAGAUUAAAUAAGUCGCAGGUUUGUUACAAACACACACUGGUGUUUUCAGAUGCUCUAUAAUUGAGUGCACUAAAAAUGUAUAGCCUACGUCUCUUUUGCCUUUUCAAAGUUCAUUUUAAAACUUUAAACUAUGUGAUAUAUUGUAUUUAUGAAGGGAAAUCAUUGUGGCAUUAUGACCAAACUAAAGCAUCCUUGUACUUUGAUUUUAUGACGUUCUAUUUUCCACUUUUGUUUUGUUAAAUUAACUUAGUGUGAGGAGCAACCCUUUUCUGUCAUUCCAAGCCUCAUUAUUCAUGAGACUUAGUUAACUAAUUAAACUUGGAGUGAUCUAUCUUUUUAUGUCGGACAGCUUGAGGGAAUUACUGUUUGUGUAUCUGAAAUAUUAUUUAAUGUUUUUGUUUAUUGUAAUAUUGUUGCUAUAUACGGUUGGUAUGAUUUAUUUCAUUGUGGCUUUAAUCACACAGCGUUUGCUUCUGUUUGUGUGUGUGUGUGUGUGCGUGAGUGUAUCAGACAAUAUGAAUAAAAUAUAUUUCUCCCUGCGCCCAGCGUGAUACAUGAUAGAUAUUUAAAUU